Molecule: messenger RNA, 1455 nt
Organism: Anoplophora glabripennis (Asian longhorned beetle)
Lineage: Eukaryota; Metazoa; Arthropoda; Insecta; Coleoptera; Cerambycidae
Exons: 1
Coding region: 1-1455 (484 amino acids)
Biological process (GO): DNA integration
Molecular function (GO): nucleic acid binding
Source: RefSeq, a predicted model, not a curated record
AUGGCUUAUUGUUUACGAUUUCUAUUUAAUUCAAAAAAUCCUAAGAACAAGAAACUUGGUGUUUUAACGAUAAAAGAAAUAAAUGAAUCAUUUAACGUACUUUUGAGAAUUUCACAGGAGCAGUCGUUCCCACAAGAAAUCCGUGACUUAAAGAAAAAUAAUUGUGUAAAUAAUUCCAGUAGUAUUUUAAAUCUACGUCCUUUCAUAGAUUCGAAUUUUAUAAUAAGAGUAGGUGGUAGAAUUGCAAAGGCACGUUUACCCUAUAAUAAAAAACAUCCAAUCAUUUUACACAAAAAACAUCCUUUGACUAGUUUAAUAAUAAUCAAUGAACAUAAGAUGUUAUUGCAUUGCGGACCACAGCAACUUUUAUAUGCGGUUAGGGAAAAUUUUUGGCCAUUAUCAGGACGCGACCUGACCCGAAAGGUUGUACACAAUUGCAUUACCUGUUUUAGAGCGAAACCUAAGGCUUGCGAAAGUAUUAUGGGUGAAUUACCUAGUGAAAGAAUAAAUCAGUGUUUUCCAUUUACUAACGUUGGUUGUGACUAUGCUGGUCCAGUUUAUGUAAAAGACCGUAAAACGCGUAAACCAAUAUUAUCUAAAGGAUGGAUUUCAAUUUUUGUAUGCAUGGCAACAAAGGCGAUUCAUAUUGACCUUGUGACUGAUUUAAGUACUCAAUCUUUCAUAGCUUGUCUCAAAAGAUUUAUAGCUCGAAGAGGAAAGCCCUCAAUAAUUUUCUCGGACAACGGGAGUCAGUACAUUGGUGCAAACGCGGAACUGUUGAAGUUUAUUCAGACUAACAAAGAAACAAUAUCUAAAUAUUUUAAUAGUGAAGGAAUUACUUGGAAAUUUAUUCCCCCGAGAGCCCCAAAUUUCGGCGGAUUGUGGGAAGGCGGUGUGAAAAGUUUAAAAUAUCAUUUGAAGCGGGUUAUGGGUAACUAUCAUCUGCAUUUUGACGAUUUUUGUACCUUAUUGUGUCAAAUUGAAGCCGUAUUAAAUUCAAGGCCACUAUCCCCAUUAUCCUCAAGUCCUGAUGACUAUGUACCACUAACACCUGCACAUUUCCUUAUUGGUAGACCUUUUACCUCCCUACCAGAGCCAAAUUACAUAUGUAUACCAGAAAACCGACUCAAAUUACAUCAAAAUCUCCAAAGAAUAAUCCAAAUAUUUUGGAAAAGAUGGAAUAAAGAAUAUAUUGGCGAACUUCAGACCAGACUCAAAUGGAGUAAAAACUACAAGCAACUACUACAAAUAGGCAGUUUAGUAAUCGUGAAGGAUGACAAUGCACCCCCACUGCAAUGGAGGAUGGCCAGAGUUAUGCAGCUGCACCCAGGUGAUGACCAAAUAGUGCGUGUUGUUACUGUGAGGUUCAGUGACGGGAGUGUGUUAAAAAGGUCUGUUCGAAAGUUAUGUUUAGUACCGUUUCAAGACCUUCAAGAUCAACCUUGUGAAUCUUAA